Molecule: messenger RNA, 597 nt
Organism: Aegilops tauschii subsp. strangulata
Lineage: Eukaryota; Viridiplantae; Streptophyta; Magnoliopsida; Poales; Poaceae
Source: RefSeq, a predicted model, not a curated record
AUGUCAUCCAACGCCUCCACCUACUCCAACCCCUUCCCCGUCGACCCUGCCGAGAUCCGCGACAUCAACGUUCAUGCACGCGUCCCCGUGAUCCUCGACACCUCCAACUCCACGUACUUCGCGUGGAAGACGUACUUCACGCUGCUCUUCCGCGAGAACAAUCUCGUGGAUCACGUGGAUGGCACCGUGGACUCCCGCGCCAUGGUGGACGACGCCGAGUGGACCGCAAUCGACGCUACGAUCAUCCGGUGGUUCUUCACCACCAUCUCCAAGGACUUGUUCCACACCGUUGUGAGCGCCGACGACGCCCGCGCCCUGUGGGUCAAGCUGAACGGCCUCUUUACCGACAACAAGCUUCAGCGCCGCGUUUUUUUGCAGCAGGAAUUUUUUGACUGUCACCAGGAUGAACAGUCCAUUGAUGACUACUGCUGUCGCCUGAAGACGUUGGCGGAUGAGCUCCGUGACAUUGGAGCCAAGGUGGACGACGACCUCCUCCUCAGCACGCUCACCGCCGGCCUCAACGAGGACUUCGGCAACGCCGCCUAUAACCUCACCUUGAUGCCGGAGCCCUCCUUCCCAAGUUUGUGGCGUACUUGA